This is a messenger RNA of Rotaria sp. Silwood1, 837 nucleotides long. The record is from the annotation of a GenBank genome assembly. Lineage: Eukaryota; Metazoa; Rotifera; Eurotatoria; Philodinida; Philodinidae.
AUGAUGGAUGAAUCGAUUGAUGAUCAAUAUUUUUCUCAAGAAGUUUCAGAAUUAUAUAACGAUGGAAUUGAACAAAUUAGUGAUCAAAAAAUAAAUAAUCAUAUUAUAUGUGAUGACUAUUAUUUGAAUGUGUUAGGAGGACAAACAACACCUUGGUUUGCAGAUAACGUAUCUGAUGAUAUUCACAUAUAUACACAAAAAUUUCUUAAACUUUUUAUGAUUUUGAUAUGUUUUUUUGGUUGUACUUAUUUUACUUGGAAAGUCAUACCAUCAGGUGUAAUACAUUUUCAAGAACAUGAUAAGUUCAUGUUUCAUGAAAUAAAUAAUAUUCAUCAAGAUUCAAAUGAUAAGCAAAUGUUGAAAAAAGAUUCUGCUAGACAACUAGAUUGUGGUUUUCAAUGCGUAUUACAUGAUAUAAUGUUAUAUAGUUUCAUCAAAUCAUUUUAUUGCAAAGAUGAUAUUAAACAUUGUAUUUUAACUGAACAGCAAAAUGGUAUAUUUUCAUAUUAUAAUGAUUAUGUAGAAAAAAAAUUUGAUAUGUUUGAGAUUAGUUCAAAUGCUAAUAAAAUAUCAGAUCAACCAUUAUCAUGUAAUAAACAAUUGUUGAAUGAUAUUGGAAAUCAUAGAAAAUCAAAUUCAAACAAAUAUUACAUACGAACAUCACUAUUAGAAGCAAAAUUCGAUCAAAUAUUACAAACUGAACAAAAUAUUUUUCAUAAACAUGAAACUAAUGUUCGAAAAUUUAUACAAUUAGUUCUUUUAAAAAUUAUGCAUUUUCAAAAUCAACGAAAUUCGAUGAAUGUCAAUAAAGAAUCAUCAAAAGAAAAUACUUCAUAA